This is a messenger RNA of Necator americanus (New World hookworm), 315 nucleotides long. RefSeq lists its product as uncharacterized. The coding region runs from base 1 to 315 and encodes 104 amino acids. The record is from RefSeq and is a predicted model, not a curated record. Lineage: Eukaryota; Metazoa; Nematoda; Chromadorea; Rhabditida; Ancylostomatidae. The transcript has a single exon.
AUGCCAGGCAACGGCAUUGCCGACAUGGAAUCUCAGACAGAAACUCUUGCCGAAGACGCCAAAUGCCAAACUUUCCCAAUCGAGCAAUGCGAUCAAUCAAUGCAGGUCGAGCCGAGAAUGCAAGAGAGCCGGGAGGUGCAAGCGGGUAGGAAGCUUAGGGAAAAAGGAGCAGACGCAACCCACCACGAGGCAACAUCCUACCCAGACCACCAAGGAAUCGGGAGGGGAUACCGACAUCCAAAAUCAGCAGGACAAACCACCGAGCAGCAGAGAAGGCAAGCAUCGCUUAAGCAGGAAUCAACCCGCCCACAUUGA